UAGUGUAUAGUUCUGGCAACGAUGCGGAGCGAAUAGAAGCGCUGGCGCUGGCGCUCUGACGUCCGUAAACACCGCACAAAGACUCAUAAGUUGUUUGAUAUGGUGAUGAUAAGUUCGCCCUUACCGAACCAAUGUUUAUUACCCAAUAGAAGUGUUGUAAAUAGCAGUGCUUUCGAUAACUUUUCCUUGAUUCCGCAGUGUUUUUUGACGAUUAAAACGACCGCGACUCCGUAUGUCGGAUUUUGGAACAAUUUCCUCGUCUUCUAUCAAUCGACUGUGCCUCUGCGAAUUAUGGAAACUCGAUUCAAAAGUGGAAACCGCGGAGGCAGCACGUUAAGGAACGGCGGCGCAGGCGCGGGGGUGAUAAACACUGGUGGUGGUGGGGGCACCGGCGGCGGCGGUGUAGGCGUUGGAAGGGCCUGCGAGGAGAGACGCGUCUAUAAGACGACACUGACGCCGACGCCGUGGAAAACGGCCCGUCGUCGGGCUCGUGGAAUGAGCAUGGGGCAGAAAGUGUCAGGUGGAGUUAAAUCUGUAAACAGAGACGCUGCUGCGCCCUACAAACCCGUCAUUCCUAGAGAAUUGGCACAGGACUUUGCUCGACCCCCAAGGCUCGACAUGCUCCUCGAUAUGCCGCCAGCUGUAAGGGAAAUGCAAUUGAAAUAUAGUUGGAACCAAGACGAUCGAUCUCUAAAUAUAUUCGUUAAAGACGACGACCGGCUUACUUUUCACAGACACCCGGUAGCCCAAAGUACUGACUGCAUCCGAGGUAAAGUGGGCUUCACGAAGGGCAUGCACUGUUGGGAGGUGAGCUGGUCGACAAGGCAAAGGGGCACUCACGCCGUCGUCGGCGUCGCCACCGCCGAGGCGCCCCUUCAUUCCGUCGGUUAUCAAAGCUUAGUCGGUAGUACCGACACGUCGUGGGGUUGGGACUUAGGUCGAAAUAAAUUGUACCACGAUUCGAAGAACUAUCCGGGCGUAACUUAUCCGGCUCUAUUGAAACCGGAUGAAACUUUCAUAGUACCAGACAAAUUCCUGGUGGUGUUGGACAUGGAUGAGGGGACGUUGAGUUUCGUUGUGGACGGGCAAUACUUAGGCGUCGCUUUCAGGGGUCUCAAAGGUCGGAAAUUGUAUCCGAUCGUCAGCGCCGUUUGGGGUCAUUGCGAGAUAACCAUGAAAUACGUUGGAGGAUUAGACCCGGAGCCUCUACCUCUGAUGGACCUAUGCAGACGUAUAAUAAGACAACGACUUGGGAAGCAGCUUCUGGAGGAUAAAGUCAUGAAUUUGCAGUUGCCACAAGCGUUACAAACUUACCUGCUUUAUCGUGAUAGAAGAUAAUACCAAAAUAAUACCAAGUAGUGCAGUGAACUGAACAUUAUAUCGCGGAUAUUUUUUUUUUUUAAUUAAUGUUUAAUUUGGAAAACUUCGUUUGCAAUCAAGUUUUAAACUCGUGUACAAACUGAUCUAUAUUAUCUAUAUGCGAAGAGACGACUAGUUUUUUGAAUUUUGAAUUUUUGCAAUUAUUGCUCUGUGAUGUGAUGGUAGUUAAUGUGAACGAAAAGUAAAAAAUGGAAAAAAAAUAUGGACUUGUACUGAACAACUGAAGUUUUUAGUGAUUUUUUUUAGGUUAAUGUAACUCAGGCAUGUAUGAAAAAAAAACUCGUAAUCCAACCAAAAUGAGAUUAUAAUUUUUUUAUCGUUUUAAAAAUGGACAAAAAUAUUGUGUAAAUUUUUUGUCGCCAUAGUUUCUAGAUAAAAAUUAUUCAAUUUAGUACUUACAGAGCUGUUUCUAUUUUUGAACAAAUUAGCGAAUUAAGGAUGUAUUUUUCAAUUUGAUCUCGAAAUCUAUAGGAUAUCCUAGAAUUUGAUUGCAAUUGUAUAAUAGGGUAAAUCUGUAUUUCCACGUUUACAAAUUGAAGAUACUUAUCUUAUUAAAAACGUAUUGAAUUGUGUAGAAAUGUUUUAUAUUAAUUUUAUAUUCUUCCAUGAAUCCAUUAGAAACUGUAGUUAUAUUGAAAAAAAAUGGCUUGUGCCAGAUUAUUAGCCUUGACUUUUCAAUUUUUUUGUGAUCUUAAAUAAUCAAUAGGAUGUCGAUUAGAAAAUAAAGCAUCGAAUUAAUUUACUUUGUAUGAAAUUUGUGACAAUCUUAAUGCAUCUUAUUGAUUUAUACAGGAUGUUGUUAUUCCAAUAUUUACUUUGUUUAUCUUUUUAAUAGUAGGUCGUUUGAAGAGAAGUGUUUUAAAGGAAACUAAUUUGUCCAAAAAAUAAGUACCUUAUGAAAAUAAGUCGGCCACAGCACAAAUAAUGUAAGUUAUUGCAAUGUAAAAUAUCUUAGAUAUUUGCAGGUGACUUAUUGUAAAAAUGUUUGUAAUAGAUUAUUUUUGUAUCUUUACCGUUUAUACUUCUGAUUUUAAAUUCUCGUCUAAUGUGUCGAAUCUCGAAUCUUUUUACUUGUUUAAAAACAUAUUUUCCAACAGUUUUGGUAUUAUAUGAUUUUCAUUCAAAUUAGUUUACUUAUUUUUAUAAUUGAUGUAGAUUUUCCGAACAAUGCAGAAACGGCUCUGUGUGUUUUAAUGGAAAAUACGAUUGCAUUUUUAAUAUUGUAAAUUAUUUUA
Molecule: messenger RNA, 2615 nt
Organism: Phyllotreta striolata
Lineage: Eukaryota; Metazoa; Arthropoda; Insecta; Coleoptera; Chrysomelidae
Source: the annotation of a GenBank genome assembly